Molecule: messenger RNA, 2179 nt
Organism: Sinocyclocheilus anshuiensis
Lineage: Eukaryota; Metazoa; Chordata; Actinopteri; Cypriniformes; Cyprinidae
Product: transcription factor COE3
Exons: 17
Coding region: 2-1768 (588 amino acids)
Biological process (GO): regulation of DNA-templated transcription
Molecular function (GO): DNA-binding transcription factor activity; DNA binding
Source: RefSeq, a predicted model, not a curated record
CAUGAAUCCGGUCCGAUCGUGGAUGCACACGGCUGGGGUGGUGGAUGCGAACACGGCCGCCCAGAGUGGAGUUGGUCUGGCACGGGCGCACUAUGAGAAACAACCGCCAUCCAACCUCAGAAAAUCCAAUUUUUUCCACUUCGUCCUGGCGCUUUAUGACAGACAGGGACAGCCAGUGGAGAUCGAAAGGACAGUUUUUGUGGACUUUGUGGAAAAGGAUAAAGAACCUAACAGUGAAAAAACUAACAAUGGGAUACAUUACAAAAUACAACUAUUGUACAGCAACGGCGUCAGAACAGAACAGGAUCUUUAUGUUCGGUUAAUCGAUUCCAUGACAAAACAGGCUAUUAUUUAUGAAGGUCAAGAUAAAAACCCAGAAAUGUGCCGAGUUCUUCUCACACACGAAAUUAUGUGCAGUCGGUGUUGUGACAAAAAAAGCUGCGGAAACAGGAACGAAACGCCCUCAGACCCCGUGAUCAUCGACAGAUUCUUUUUGAAAUUCUUCCUCAAGUGUAAUCAGAACUGCCUGAAGAAUGCAGGAAACCCACGGGACAUGCGCAGAUUCCAGGUCGUUGUAUCGACAACGGUCAAUGUGGAUGGUCAUGUGUUGGCCGUGUCGGACAACAUGUUCGUCCACAACAACUCAAAACAUGGCAGAAGAGCCCGCCGCCUUGACCCCUCAGAAGCAGCUACCCCGUGCAUAAAGGCCAUUAGCCCCAGUGAAGGCUGGACCACUGGAGGAGCCACGGUCAUCAUCAUUGGCGAUAACUUCUUCGAUGGACUACAGGUCGUGUUUGGCACCAUGCUAGUAUGGAGUGAGCUCAUUACGCCCCAUGCCAUCCGAGUGCAGACCCCUCCAAGACACAUCCCGGGCGUCGUAGAGGUCACCUUGUCCUACAAGUCCAAGCAGUUCUGCAAAGGUGCACCGGGGCGAUUUGUGUAUACAGCUUUGAACGAACCAACUAUUGACUACGGCUUCCAGAGACUGCAGAAGGUCAUUCCCAGACAUCCAGGUGAUCCGGAGAGGUUGCCCAAGGAGGUGUUGCUAAAGAGAGCCGCUGACCUUGUGGAAGCGCUGUACGGGAUGCCACACAACAACCAGGAGAUCAUCCUGAAGAGGGCCGCAGAUAUUGCAGAGGCUCUGUACAGCGUCCCACGUAACCACAACCAGAUCCCGUCCCUUGCCAACACGGCUUCUCACGGCGGAAUGAUGGGAGUCAACUCUUUCGGCGGUCAGCUCGCCGUCAACGUCUCAGAGACCUCACAAGGUCAGGACAGGGAAAAAUCACACUGGAAUACAUGCUGGGACGCUGAAUAUCCUCCUUACAUACAUGGAGUGGGCUAUAGCCGCAACACGAGCAGUGUGUCGCCUCGCGGUUACGUGCCCAGCAGCACCCCGCAGCAGUCCAACUACAACGCUGUCAGCAACAGCAUGAAUGGUUAUGGCAACACGGGAAUGCCCAACCUGGGUGUGCCCAGCUCACCGGGCUUCUUGAAUGGCUCCUCGGCAAACUCUCCCUACGGCAGUAAGUAUCAAGUAGUUCCGUCGAGCCCUACCAUGGCAGCCUCUUCGGUCAGCCUCUCUUCAAACUGUAGCAGUACACACGGCAUUUUCUCAUUCUCACCUGCCAAUGUCAUCUCUGCAGUGAAACAAAAAAGCGCCUUUGCUCCAGUUGUCAGGCCCCAAGCAUCUCCACCUCCUUCUUGCACCAGUGCAAAUGGCAAUGGACUUCAAGCUAUGUCCGGACUGGUGGUCCCACCCAUGUAAAUUGCACUCCCUUCCCUUGUAAAGCAGCCGUCUCCUCACCGGGAUGAAGCAUAGUACGUUAUGCAGAGGAACCUCCUCGAAGUUGUCAUUCGUCAUGAAGUUAAUCAGCAGCUAAUUCUGUUAUUCAGAGGAAAAAGACACUUUGCUUCAAAGAGUUUAUUCGAAAUUGACAUGCAAGCGACUUCACAGUUUAUUGACUGAAUCUUGUCAUUUUCACGAUCUCGAAGGGGAAAAAAAUAACAAAACGUACCUAUUUUGUAUAAACAUUUCUGGUUUAAUCUUGGCUAUGUCUAGUUCUUGCUAUGUGUGGGAAGAAACAUUGUGGAUAUGCCAUUUGAUGAAAACACUGAUAAAAAAAAUAAAAAUGUGUAAGAAUGUUUCUCUUUCACCGAUGUGCUGCCGCUGCACAUA